GUCGGGAGCCGUAGGCGGAGCCGUGAGUCAAAUGAGGUUGUGCUGCACAUUAUUCCAAAUUCAGAGAACCUGGAAAUGGAAACAGGGGGAAAUCAUUCCUCAGAGAGAAUGAAAAUGGCGGGACACGAAGAAGAAGAAGAACACGCGGGUCCUACUUCUUCUUCUUCUUCCACAAAAACUUCAAUUCAAACACGCCCUUCUCUCAAACCCAAUCCUCUCUUCAAUGACCGCCACAACUGGAAACGAAAGCUGAGAGAAAACUGCUACAAAAGGGUCAGAGAAGACAGACGACGCUUGCUUUGGAAAGUGAGAAUGAUGCCCACUUCUCAAUCUCUCCGUCUCAAUUCAAAGGAUAUGAUCAAAUUUGCUUGUCAAAACAUAGUUUCGGAUGAACUGAAAAAAUUGAAGGACCCUCCAUUGAGUGACAGGUUGAAGAUGUCAACUUCUGACUCUGAUAUCAAUGACAUAUUAUGGGAGUAUGAUGGUCUUCAUGAUGCUUAUAAAGGUGAAUGUGAAGAAAUACUGUUAGAAAUGCAAAGGAUCUUCUAUGAGGACCUGAGGGCUGAAUCAACUGAAAAAGAACCAGACAAUAUUGAAACAUGGCAAGAUGAAGAAGAUGAAUACUUGGCUCAUGCAGUCUAUGAGCAUAUGCGAUUAAAUGAUAAGCAGUUGCGAGAGGUAGUUUGGUGCCCAAUUUGUAAGCAAGGAGAACUGCAAGAGAAUUACCAACAUAUAUAUUGCACUCUUUGUGAACUUCAGCUCAACAAAGGCGAUGAGGUUAACUUGGAACUACUGCGUGUCAGGCUAGCUGAACUUCAUGCUGAACACUUUGGUCGUGGUUGUGGAUCAAAGCCCAAGUUUUGCAUCGAGUCUAGAUUUGAUUUAACUGCAUUAUAUAUUAUUUGCUCGACUUGUAGUACAUUUGAGGUAGUGAUAUAGUGUUCCCACAUCAUUUUUCCUUUUCUUAAAAGUUCUUGCAUAUUCCUUUUGGUAUGAAAUUGUUGGAUCACGGUGCCAUUUGAAAACUAAAUUAACAUCUCAAAAUGCAAAUAUUGGAGCUAGUGACAAAAUUCUUAUGUCCUAGCCAAAAAAAAAAGAAAAAUGAUAAUGAAAUGUGAAUGAAUAAUAGUCUAGUCGUAUUUUUAUAGCA
Ziziphus jujuba (common jujube) is the source of this 1150-nucleotide messenger RNA. RefSeq lists its product as uncharacterized. The record is from RefSeq and is a predicted model, not a curated record. Bases 76 to 939 code for a protein of 287 amino acids. Gene Ontology annotation, cellular component: nucleus. NCBI's taxonomy places the organism in Eukaryota, Viridiplantae, Streptophyta, Magnoliopsida, Rosales, Rhamnaceae. Gene Ontology annotation, biological process: protein import into nucleus. The transcript has 6 exons.